AUGGAGAAUUUCAAGUCACUCACAUGUCCAAUAACAUUGGCAAGAUUCAUUGAACCUGUUAUUGGUUCUGAUUGUCAUACAUAUGAACGAAGUGCUAUUGUAGAAUGGCUUCAAAAACAUCAAACUAGUCCAAUGACUUGUCAACUAAUGUCAAUCGAUUCGUUAAGACCAAAUUUAGCUAUAAAGAAUCUCAUUGAUGAAAUUUCCGAAAUAACGAAAACACAUCAAAAUUCGAUACCUACAGAUAUUACUCCACAAAUAAUCUCUGAUCGACCUCCACCAAUACCACCACGCCAAUCAAGUAAAUCAAUCAAUUUAGAUUUUCGUUGA
Messenger RNA from Adineta steineri, 330 nucleotides. The record is from the annotation of a GenBank genome assembly. NCBI's taxonomy places the organism in Eukaryota, Metazoa, Rotifera, Eurotatoria, Adinetida, Adinetidae.